Molecule: messenger RNA, 1077 nt
Organism: Cavenderia fasciculata
Lineage: Eukaryota; Evosea; Eumycetozoa; Acytosteliales; Cavenderiaceae
Exons: 4
Coding region: 1-1077 (358 amino acids)
Source: RefSeq, a predicted model, not a curated record
AUGAGUAAUAAUAGUAAUAAUAAUGAUAAUAGUGAUAAUGAUGAUGGUACGGGAUUAGACCCACCUUUUGAUAAGGAUCAUAGUAUAGAGUUGUAUCAUGAUGGAUUCUACACUAAACUAAGUAAUGGUGUAACAUUCUAUCAAUUAUUUGAACCACAACUAUCUACUACUACAACUAGCUCAGUAGAUGCUGAACAACAACAACAACAACAACAACAACAACAACAACAACAACAUAAAUAUACACCAAGAUUAAUUAGAAACUUAAAUGAUAGUACUAGAAAGAAGAGUGGUACUAAAGUAGUAUUAUGUCUACACGGUUUGGUAUGGUGGUCUGUAUCUUUUAAUCGUUUAGUACAACCUUUAAUAGAUCAAGAAUUUACUGUUUUAUUGUUUGACUUUUAUGGAAGAGGUAGAAGUGAAUCACCUGAUAUACCCUAUUCGAUUGAUAAUCUAUUAUUACAAGCAUGUGAAUUGUUGGAUCGUUUAAAGAUAGAGUCUGUCUAUUUGAUGGGUUAUUCGAUGGGUGGAGCUGUAGCAACUCAAUUUGCAGCUACUCAUCCACAACGUAUCAUCAAGUUGUGUUUGUUGGGUCCUGCCAUCAUCCCAGUUCCAGUACCUCUUAUUGCUAAAAUCAUUACAAUGCCAUACAUUGGUAAAUUCCUAUUUAAAAUGGUUGGUGCCAAUACAAUGUUGAAUCGAUUGGAAACUGAGAGAUUUGCAAGUGAUAUAGCAGACAGUUCGAAAAUCGAUCCAAAGGUAAUCGAUGAUUUGGUUGCCAAGGUUAAAUGGCAAAUCACACAAAAGCCUUCCUUUCUCGAUGCAUUCCAUUCCACACUAUACAACAUACCGUUUUCAAGUGGAUUACUUCAUCUACUACCUCAUAUUCCAUCAAAUAUUCCUGUUCUUGUUAUCUUGGGUAAAAAAGAUUUGGUCAUUCCAGUUGGCAUCGCCGAACCAACUCUCAAAAAUAACCUCCCUCAAGCUCGUAUCAAGGUUAUUGACUGCGGGCAUGCUUUCACAGUGGAAGUUCCCGAUGUCACUGCCAAUCUAGUAACCUCUUUUCUUUGCGAAUAA